Molecule: messenger RNA, 3340 nt
Organism: Ctenopharyngodon idella (grass carp)
Lineage: Eukaryota; Metazoa; Chordata; Actinopteri; Cypriniformes; Xenocyprididae
Gene: tmtops2b
Product: teleost multiple tissue opsin 2b
Exons: 4
Coding region: 474-1619 (381 amino acids)
Biological process (GO): visual perception; G protein-coupled receptor signaling pathway
Cellular component (GO): membrane; photoreceptor outer segment
Molecular function (GO): G protein-coupled receptor activity
Source: RefSeq, a predicted model, not a curated record
UGGAAUACAGAACGACGCGUACCGAUGCAGAGCUGGGACUGAGAAGGGAACGUUUUGCCUCUAGGAUGCAAUGCGUAUAGACAAAUGAAGUAGCACGUUAUCGGACAUCAAACGGUCAACAUUAAUUUACCACAAUACGUUGCUGCGACACGUAGGCUACUGACCUUGUGAAAAACUAAUAGUAGUUCAAAAAGUCAGAUAUAUGUCAUGGGUUCCUUAAUGAGGAGUACUGUCUAACCGGUAUUUAGAUAGUCAGUUUGCUUGUCUCUUUUGAGCGUCAAGCGUUCAACAGUGCAAAGUGCUCUCAAAGGUGAAGCUCGCUGUCAAAUGAGAAUCAUCAUCAUUAUCAUCUGUAGCCUACUAAUUGAAUCAUGAUGCUGAUGCGCCGGAGUACGCUGAGGUGUUCAUUGAAGGAGUCUUACCUUAAAAAAUCCAGCACUGACUCAUUAUAACUUUUCUAAGUAUUCCUAAGGAUGUUUUCCGAGCAGGCUGACUUAAACUACAGCUUUAACAUGAGCGAAGAAGACCGGUUAACUCUUCUGGACGAGGACUGGAGCGACUCGCCGGUGGAGACGCUCUCUCGCGCGGGCUUCAUCGCCCUGUCCGUGUUCCUGGGAUUCAUAAUGACUUUCGGCUUUUUCAACAACUUUAUUGUAUUAGUUCUCUUCUGUAAGUUCAAGACGCUCCGGACGCCGGUUAACAUGCUGCUUCUGAACAUUAGCGUCAGUGACAUGCUGGUGUGUAUGUUCGGGACGACCCUGAGCUUCGCGUCCAGUGUGCGGGGACGGUGGCUGCUCGGACGGCACGGCUGCAUGUGGUACGGCUUCAUCAACUCCUGCUUCGGUAUCGUGUCUCUGAUAUCCUUGGUGGUUCUUUCUUACGACCGCUACAGCACAUUGACGGUGUACCAUAAACGUGGUCCAGACUAUCGCAAACCUCUUUUGGCAGUAGGGGGUUCCUGGCUGUACUCUUUGAUCUGGACAGUGCCCCCUCUUUUGGGCUGGAGUAGUUACGGGCUGGAGGGGGCGGGAACCAGCUGCUCUGUAUCGUGGACCCAGCGCACGGCCCAGUCUCAUGCUUACAUCAUCUGCCUGUUUAUAUUCUGCUUGGGCUUACCAGUGCUCAUCAUGGUCUAUUGCUAUGGAAGACUGCUCUAUGCUGUCAAGCAGGUAGGGAAGAUACGCAGGACAGCAGCACGAAAACGGGAAUACCAUGUUUUGUUCAUGGUUAUCACCACCGUUGUGUGUUACCUCUUGUGCUGGAUGCCGUAUGGUGUUGUGGCCAUGAUGGCUACAUUUGGCCGGCCAGGAAUCAUCUCACCCGUGGCCAGCGUGGUUCCCUCUCUCCUCGCCAAGAGCAGCACAGUCAUCAACCCGCUAAUAUACAUCCUGAUGAACAAACAGUUCUACAGGUGUUUUCGCAUCUUGUUCUGCUGUCAGAGGAGUUUGAUGCAGAAUGGUCAUUCAUCCAUGCCCUCCAAGACCACAGUCAUCAAGCUCAACCGUAGAGUCCACAGUAACACUGUUGCCUGCACUGCCCAGAUCUCCACCGGCAUCCACAACCACAACUGCAGCACUCCUGCCACAGAGAGAACCAAUCCCCCAGAGGUCACCCCUUAACCUGAGCCAUCCCAUCCCAGCAGCAUGUGGAUGAUGGUCAACCCUGCCUUGUUUUACUGAAUGUAGCCAUUCAGUCUCAUUCAACUGUUUCCGUUUUGCCUUUUUCAUGGUUCUUUAUCAACAUCUCAUUCAUUCUCUAGUGUUCCUUUUCCUAUGCUUCCUUUUACAGCUGCAUCAAUUAAUCAAAAAAACCUUGGAAAGAGUCAACACCACAUUUCAUUGCUGAUUAGUUGGUUUUUUUACUGUGCAUUAGGAAACUUAAGAGAUGUCACUGCUGUAAAAAUGUUUUUUUUUUUCUCCAUUUCACAAAAAUUUUCCUGACAGUAAAUGAUUAUAUGCUGUCCUGGAAGAGUUAGACUGUAUAUUACUGUGUAUAUUUGCUAUUGAUUUUAAGACGUACACAAGGACAUGUACACUACCAUUCAAAGAUUUGGGGUCAGUAAGUUUUGUUAAUUCUGUUAAUUAUUUGAAACUAUUUUUGCACAUGUUUAGCAUGCAUUUUUUUUUUUUUUUUUUUCCCAACUUAAAUUGCACAACUUAAUUUAGGCAAGAUGUGGAAUAUCUAUAUAUUUAAUCAAAGUAUUUGCUGCCCUGCUUUUUUCAUAUAUAUUUGUUAGCCUUUUGUCUUAAACUGUUUAAAAUGAAAUAUUUCUUCCUGUUAAUGUUUCAUUUGAACUAGUCAAGAGUAUUGUGUAUUAUAUUAUUUGAAAGGAUUGUUAUUGUUGAAACUGUCAUUUUCCCUUUGGUGACGAACUACUUUUGACUAUAUUGCACAAGGCAUUGAGCUGUAUUUCCUGUGUGUUAAAUGUCCAUCAUACAAACUCUGAAGAAAAACAAGUAGCCAUAUCACAUACUACUGAAAUAAUUUACAAUAUGUCAUGAAUUAUAUAUUAAUGCUAUUUAAGUUUAACAAUAGCCUUUUUUAAAAAAAAAAAAUAAAUUACGGUUAUUUUAUUAUUUAUUACCAAUACCAAAGAAAGAGCGCUCUUAUCUGUUCCAUCAUACCUCAUUUUUCCAUUUCUGUGAUGAGUUAUAUUGCUGUCCAGGUCACUGAUAUAUAGAAACAAUUUUAGAAUAAAAGCAGAGGUACACUGAUCCAGAACACUACAACUCUGUGAUAAUGACGAAACGAGUGUUUCAGGAACAACGCAAUAAGUAAAGAACUAUUUCCACAGGUGAAACAUUCAUCCCCAAUGACCAGACACCUUAUGCAUAAUACACAGAUAUGAACGAUUCACUUGGGAUCCAGAAUAAUGAAUUCUCAGAGGGAUUUUCAAGAAAACAAAAGGACUUCUUUAGCUUUUGAAAUGUGCUGAAUGUAUGCCUAUGGUUGAAUAGGGUCUCUAAGGACUCAUUGACACUGCUCAAACUCAUGAACAUCACUCCCAUCUCUUUAACACUGAAUGGAUUGUGUAUAAAGUGCCAAACACACCAAGAGGGACAAUGUGAGCAUUCCUGCAUUUAAAUAUCUGUCUAUUUGUAAGUACCUACAUAUGUAAUUGUCAUGACAUUACAGAAUGGAUAUUUGCCUGUCAAAUUGUUGUGCCAUCUUAUCCAAGUAUAAAUGCAGCUGAAACUAAGAAUAGAGCAUCACCAACUGAUUGCAGAAAUCUAUUAGUUACGAGAACCAUGUGUGCAAAAUUGUCUGUGAUUUUUAUAAAUAAGGGAGGCAUAAACAGCUAUUAAAAGAUUGUGAAUUGUGUUUGAAUUCUAAACCUUUU